Messenger RNA from Juglans microcarpa x Juglans regia, 1113 nucleotides. Its product is annotated as trihelix transcription factor ASIL1-like. Gene Ontology annotation, molecular function: transcription cis-regulatory region binding. Lineage: Eukaryota; Viridiplantae; Streptophyta; Magnoliopsida; Fagales; Juglandaceae. The coding region runs from base 1 to 837 and encodes 278 amino acids. The transcript is spliced from 2 exons. Gene Ontology annotation, cellular component: nucleus. The record is from RefSeq and is a predicted model, not a curated record.
AUGGAAGAAGCCCCAGCCCUCCCGUGGACCCACGAGGAGACCCUCCACCUCAUCCGGGCCUACCAGGAGAAAUGGUACUCCCUCAAGCGCGGCCAGCUCAAGUCCUCACAGUGGGAGGAGGUCGCCGUCACCGUCGCCGCCCGCUGUGGCUACGACCACACCGAACCCUCUUCCAAGUCUGCCCUCCAGUGCCGCCACAAGAUGGAGAAGCUCCGCCAGCGCUUACGCUCCGAGAAACAGCGCCUACCUACUCCCUCUUCUUCCUCCUCCUGGCCCUACUUCCACCUCAUGGACUCCCUCGACCGCGGGCCUCUCCCUCCCAUCUCCGCCCUCCCCAUCUCUCUUGUACCACCACCACAUGAUGAGUCUGAUUACGACGACGACAAUGACGUCAAAGAAGAAGGGGGUUUUGACGAGGAGGAUUACGAUUGUCAUGGCAGGUCUCGGAGUAUCGACUACAUACUCCGUCGACCGACAAUUGUGAAUAGAUUUGCUGCCAUUGGAGGCGACGGCGAUGCCUCCGGGAAAAGGAGUGGUGCUUCCGGAAUUUUUGGGGACCCGGUGGCGAAGAGGCGGAGGGAGGAGUUGGUGGGCAAUGAUGAUGAUCCGGAGGAGGAGGAGGAGGAGGAGGAGGAGGGGAGAGGGCUGGUAUCGGAGUUGGCGGCUGAGAUAAGGGCGUUUGCGGAGAGGUUUAUUGGGAUGGAGAAUAUGAAGAUGAAGAUGAUGAAGGACGCGGAAAGGUUUAGGAUGGAGAUGGAGAACAAGCGGAUGGAGUUGAUUCUCGAGUCUCAGCAGAGGAUCGUUGAUUCCAUUGAGAGGACCUUUGGCUCGCCGUAGAGCUUCAAAUUCGAAGGUUCGAUAAUGCUCUUCAAGAAUUAUCUUCUUUUCCGGUUACUGCAUAGUUGAUAAGAAUUUCUUAGCUUUAGGUUCAGUAACACGUUUGUAUAGUCGUGACGUAAACUCAAGCUGAAUUUUUUUUGGCUUUGUGCAAUAAUUUCUCUUUUUAAAUAAGCAAUUUGUCUGUUCUUUGGUUCUACUUCUCUAACGCACAUUCUUUUGGUGAUCCAAGUGUGUAAUGCUUCGUCAAUAAUGAAUGACCCAAAUUUUCUCGUA